Messenger RNA from Symbiodinium pilosum, 546 nucleotides. Lineage: Eukaryota; Dinophyceae; Suessiales; Symbiodiniaceae. The record is from the annotation of a GenBank genome assembly.
AUGAGUGAGCCCAACCCCGCGUGGUUUGGUAAUCGUCCCAACCCCGAGUUUCGGGAACCUGGUUGGACCAAUCGGAACUGGCUCAAGUCCCGCUUCCACUUCAACUUUGCCGAGUAUGAUGAGGGGCCCAGUGGCUUCGGCGUCCUGCGCGUCAUGAACGAUGACCUUGUCCAGCCGAAGCGGGGCUUUGGAAUGCAUCCGCAUCGUGACAUGGAGAUUGUCACGUUCAUCAUCCAGGGCAGCUUAACGCACAGGGAUUCCACGGGCACCGACGAGACAAUUGGGCGCGGCGGCGUCCAGUUUAUGACUGCGGGGACAGGGAUUCGACACUCGGAGCACAAUCUGCAGAGCACUGCCUUGCGCUUCGUGCAGUGUUGGGUCGUCCCACGUCGACGAGGCUUGCGACCCAAGUACGGCUCCAUGCUGGGGAAUGCAGAGGCUGAGGGAAUGCGCUGGAACCGGUGGGCCCACGUUGUCUGUGAUGCCGAUGGGGAGCACAAGGCACCUGUGCAGAUUUACCAAGACUGCAAUGUCUUCCUUUUCUGA